Messenger RNA from Scomber scombrus (Atlantic mackerel), 5459 nucleotides. Its product is annotated as exportin-5. Gene Ontology annotation, cellular component: cytoplasm; RNA nuclear export complex; nucleus. The record is from RefSeq and is a predicted model, not a curated record. NCBI's taxonomy places the organism in Eukaryota, Metazoa, Chordata, Actinopteri, Scombriformes, Scombridae. Gene Ontology annotation, biological process: protein export from nucleus; RNA export from nucleus. Gene Ontology annotation, molecular function: small GTPase binding; nuclear export signal receptor activity; RNA binding. The transcript has 33 exons. Bases 1 to 3663 code for a protein of 1220 amino acids.
AUGGCCGACCAGGUGGCUACCGUGUGUGACCAGCUCAUCAAAGCUGUGAAUGUGAUAAUGGACCCAGAAACGAGCCAAGUUUACCGACUGGAGGCCCUAAAGUUUUGUGAGGAGUUUAAAGAGACAAGCUCAUUCUGUGUCCCAUGUGGCUUGCAAUUAGCCGACAAAGCCCAGUCGGCUGUAGUGAGACACUUUGGUUUGCAAAUCCUGGAGCACGUCGUCAAGUUCAGGUGGAACAAUAUGCAACAGCAAGAAAAAGUCCAGCUAAAGGACAGUGCCAUGCAGCUGUUAUCAAAGGGUACUCAUCCUAUCCUGGAGGAGGAGAGUCACAUUAAAGAUGUCCUUUCACGAAUAAUAGUAGAAAUGAUAAAGAGAGAAUGGCCUCAACAUUGGCCAGAUAUGCUUAAAGAGAUGGAGGCUCUCACAAGCCAAGGGGAGGCACAGACAGAGCUGGUGAUGCUGAUCCUGUUGAGGCUAGCGGAGGAUGUGAUCACCUUCCAGACGUUGCCCACACAACGCCGCAGAGACAUCCAGCAGACGCUCACGCAAAACAUGGACAACAUCUUCAGCUUCAUGAUGGCCAUUCUGCAUCUUAAUGUUGAAGACUACCGUAAACUGAAAGGGUCACAAGGGCACGAAAUACAGACCAAAGCUCACUGUCGAGUCGCUGUGACUACGCUCAACACACUCGCGGGCUACAUAGACUGGGUGUCUCUGGUGCACAUAACUUCUGGAAACUGUCACCUGCUGGAGAUGCUGUGUCUGCUGCUGAGUGAGCCAGAGCUGCAGCUGGAGGCUGCAGAGUGUUUGCUCAUCGCAAUCAGACGGAAGGGUAAGCUGGAAGAUAGGAAGCCAUUCAUGCUGCUGUUUGAUGAUGUGGCCAUCCACUACAUCCUUUCUGCAGCCCAGUCAGCAGAUGGACUAGCAAUAUGCAAGAAAUCUUCUGAUGCACAAGCAGUAGAGGUGGUGGAGCGGCGUUACAGCUUCCUGAAGAGACUGUGUCAGGUGCUCUGCGCACUGGGAAGCCAGCUUUGUUCGUUAGUGGGUUCAGAUGUAGAGGUUGAGGUACCUGCAAAUCUCGGCAAGUACAUGGAAGCCAUUUUAGCCUUCACUACACAUUCCAGUCAGUUUUUGAAGUCAUCCACUGUGGCUACUUGGGGAGCUUUGUUCAGACAUGAAACUCUGUCAAAAGAAAUGGCUAUUGUGGAGAUGGCCGUAAAAUACCUCAGAGCGUCUAUGAUCAACCUAGUCAAGAUUGGGUUUCCAUCUAAAAAUGAUAACCCAAGUUGUGAGUACUCCAGGGUGGACUUUGACAGUGACGAGGACUUCUACUCAUUCUUUAACUCUUUCCGAGCGCAGCAGGGAGAGGUGGUGAGGGCUGCAUGUCGCAUUGUUCCUCUGCAGGCUUUCCAGAUAGCAGCAGAAUGGUUGCAGUAUCAGAUCGGCAGCCCCAUCGAUACCGGAGAUACUACAUCUAAGACUGCUGAGGGCCUGUGCACCUUAUUGUCUCCGUCAGUGGUCCAGUGGGACGCCAUGACUAUCUUCAUGGAGUGCAUGGUCGCACAGAUCUUCAGAACUCUGGGGGAGGAGCAGUUGCCCAUAGAUCAGAGCAUGGAGCUGCUGCAGGCCGUGCUGAACUACGACACCAAAGACCCUCUCAUCUUGUCCUGUGUGCUCACCAACGUCUCUGCUCUGUUCCCAUUUGUCAUACACAGACAGCACUUCCUGCCUCAGGUCCUUUACAAGCUGUUUAAAGCCGUCACAUUUGAUAUCAUCCAGGAAAAUAAGGCACCUCGGACCCGAGCUGUAAAGAAUGUGAGGAGGCAUGCUUGCUCUUCCAUCAUCAAGAUUUGCCGGGAUUACCCACAGUUCAUUUUGCCUUGUUUCGACAUGUUUUACAAUCACGUGAAGAAGCUGUUCUCGAACGACGUCACACUGACUCACAUGGAGAAAUGUUCACUGAUGGAAGCUCUGGUGCUUAUCAGUAACCAGUUCAAAGAUUUUGCAAAGCAAAAGGCUUUUUUAGAUGAACUGAUGGCCUCUGUGGUCGCAGAAUGGACUUCAGAAGAGAUGAGGCGUGUGCUGUGGGACCCUGUCGCCUUCCUUUCCUUUGCUGGAGCUGAUCAAAUGGUCACUGAGCAGAGUAAAGAUACAGACACAGCAGGCCUUAAUAGAGGACGGCUGAGUUUCUGUUUGUAUGCCAUGUUGGGCGUGGUGAAACGGGCACGUUGGCCUGCAGACCUGGAGGAGGCCAAGGCUGGGGGCUUUGUGGUGGGCUACACCCCAGCUGGAGCUCCCAUCUACAGAAACCCCUUCACUGCCCAGUUUCUGCUUUUGCUGCCCAACGUGUUGGCUCUCAUCAGGACUCACAACAGUCUGUUCUUGCCAGAGAACAGGGUUCGUCUGAGUGAGACCUUCUCCAGGGCCCACGAGGUGAUGGAUGCAGAGAAAAAUGUGAUUCUUGGUCUCUCUCAGCAUCUCCUGGAUAUUUAUGACACUCCUUUGUAUAGAUCCAGCCUGGAGCGCAUGCAGGGAUUUUUCACCACAUUGAAUGACAACUGCUUCCACGUCUUGGGAAAUGCAGGUCUGUCUUUGCAGCAGGAAUUCUACACAAUUGAGAGGUUGGCUGAAGAAAUAGCUGCCUCUGCUUUGGCCUCCCUCGACCAUGUGCCUGACCACAGACUUCGUCCUAUGAUUCGUGUGUUUCUGAGGCAGUUGGUGUCCUCAUGUCCACAGGAGUACUACGACACCCUCCUCUGCCCCCUGCUGAGCUCUCUGUUCACCUACAUGUUGCAGAGUCUCAACAUGAAGUGGCAGGUCAUCAACCAGAGGACUUCUGUCAAUGGUGAGGAUGAGGAGGUGGUGGUGUACCAAGACAGUCAGGUGACGCAGGAGAUGUUGGAGGAGCAGCUGGUACGCCUGCUUACCAGGGAGGUGCUUGAUCUUCUCACUCUGAGCUGUAUUUCAAGAAAAGUGCCUGAACCAGCAGCGAAUAAGGAGGAAAUCGAUGAGGAAGACAUGAUGAUGGAUUCAGUGCAGACGGCGUCUUCUACACAGCCCACAGAGGAGCUGACUGAGCUGGGAAAAUGCCUUAUGAAACACGAGACCAUCUACAUGAACCUACUGACGCUGUCCUUCACCUCGCUGUCGUGGAAAGACACCACUAACUGCCACCGCACUGCUUCCAUGGUCUGCUGGACCCUUCUGCGGCAGGUCGUAGGGGGCAAUCUUCUUCCUGAGGCAGUGAUGUGGUUUUAUACCAGCGUUCUGAGGGGCCUUCAAGUUCAUGGGCAGCAUGAAGUCUGCAAAUCUACCCUCUCUCAGCUGGCCAUGCUCAUCUAUGAAAACCUGCGACCUCGUUAUAUUGAGCUGAGAGCAGUGAUGACGCAGAUCCCAAACAUCAAUGUGGAGGCUCUGGACCAGUAUGACCACAGGCUGAUGGACCCCAAUGCCCAGAACGUUGGAGACAAGAAGAGGAAAGACCAGUUCAGGAAGCUCAUUGCAGGAACUAUUGGGACAGCUCUGUGCCAGCAGUUCAGGAAGGAGGUUCAUAUCCGGAAUCUUCCAUCGCUCUUUAAAAAGCCGAAGCAAGACAAAGAUGUGCCGAGCAGUGAAGCACUGGGCCUGGCAGCUCUCUUCACUCCAGAGAAUAAUACCCUGUAGGAACACAUAAUGGUUCUAAUGGACUUUCAUACUGACUGAAGACUUAUGUGUAUGCACCAGGGUUUCCCUCAGCAUCCUCUAGCCAGUGGGUGUGCACUAUCCAACAUAUCUGUCAACACUGCUGUUCCUCAAUUUAUUGUAACCCUCAUUGUUCUGCUAUAAAAUGCAUUACUGCUGCUAAUUUGCUGUACUACACAGCACCACUGACACAUAGCUAAUAUUUUUCAUUUAGUCAUUUCUGCUGGCAAGUAUCUCACAGAAGAUACCACUGAAGGAUGUGUGUGUGUAUAGGGUUAUGGACAUUUUUAGGAAACAUUUGAGAUUGAAUCUGUCAGAUUUUGUUAUGAGACCAUCUAAAAAUAGCAGGCUAAACUCAGCCACAAAACUACCUUGAAAUAGGACAGUUACAUAUUCCGUAAUUUUUGUGUGGGCCUUUUUCCUUUGCAAGGGGCAGUAUUUGUCCACUUCCCAUCAUGCACACUAAGCAUUUCAUAGAUUUAUGCAACUAGAAAAAUGCUAUGAGAGCCCAGCUCUGGUCUAAAAGAUAUCCAGCAUAGAAAUGGGCAUUUAAUGAUAUCCAAACGAGCAGAAUCCGGUAAAGCCACGAGGCUGCACGAGUGGCCUGUUAGCAUACUUAGAAAGAAAAUGGAGUGUGUGUGUGUGUGUGUGUGUGGCUUUUGGAGAGGUGGAGACCCAUUGUGCUUUUAAAAAAAAAAUCCUCAUAUUGGAGGUUAGUGUUGGCAGAUUCGUUGUGUUACCAUGCUACCACACUAAGGCUGUUAUGUCCCUGGUUAAAAAGAAAGGAAAAGUCUACAUAAACUUAUAUUUUAAUUUCCUUUUCACUGGAUGAGCUUGAAUGCAGUUUCUGAUUGUGGAGGAUGUGCUAAUGGGUACCUCAGGUUGCAAUGUUCCCUAUGAUGGGGUGAAGAUACUAUAUGGAAACAUAACCUAAGAAAAUCAAUCAAAGCAGCUGGAUUGUGUUUUUUCACAAAUGGUUGUCUUGGAUUUAAAUGAGCUACAGUAUUCUAUUUUGCAGAUAAUGUACAGUAAUUAUGGCAAAGAUUGUUCGCAUUUUGCCAAUUCUUCAUAUCAGCACAACUAACAAAGCCCAAGUACUGUUUUAAAUUGUUUAUUUAACUCAGAGCACAUAUAUUACAAACUACCCUAACACAUUUUGUGCCAAAGCACUCAGCGUUGAGUCGUUUGACAAAUAUGACCUCACAGUCAUAUCCUUGGAGGAAAACCUAAUUACAUUUAACUUUAAUAAAGAUUAUUUAAGGGUAGACUCAACCAGUUUGUAGCUUAAACCAAGUCUGUUGUAUUAGAGGUGUUUUUUUUCCACAUGUUCAUUUGUGUUCGUUCUGGUUUUGCCAGCCAUGAAAAAAAGAUGAACCAGCACUACAUUCCUUCAUUGUUCAAGGGAUUGUUUUUAAGCAUAUUUGUUGGAUGUAUUUUUGCUCUUAUGGAGCCGUCAUGGUAGAGAGUGAUUUUAUUUUAAAACUUUGUAUUGUGUAGGUUCAGCAUAAAAUAAAUGGGAGUUUACAUAUUCUGACUCAGUGAGCCCCUUUACUUCUCUCCAUGCUUACGGAUGAGUCUACAUAUCAGAUGUUGUACUGUAAACAAGUUGACAUCACACUCAGACUCCCAGGAUUAGAAACAGUCAUGAAGUAUUCAAAUGAAUUGACCUCGCUGUUUUUGUGGUGAUUGUUCAUGUGGCCAUUUACAAAAUAAAAGAAAAAAGCUUGUUCAACACUAAAAUGAAAAUGUUCUGUAAAAAGGAGAAAAUGGACUUUUAA